GAUCAACUUUAAUGUAAUUCAAAUUAUAUUAUUAAAGAGUUCACGUUCAGUUCAACUUAGUUAUUUUCUAUGGUUCAGAUAAUUGUUUUACUUGUAAAAUCGCAUAAUGUUAGCAAGUUGACUUCUGUUGAGUUCAGUAUUGUUUUUUGAGGAAAAGUUUUCAGUGACAUGGUUUCUGUUGCAAUUUAAGUUAGAGUUUGAGAAGCAAAAGAAGUUGCAAAGAGCAUGGAAGCUUUUUGGAACAUGACUUGUGGUUGUUCUUGUUCUGAGACAGGAGGAGAGGCUUUCUGUUAUGAUUUCAAGCUUUUGAAAGAUCCUUCCACCUGCAUCAACCAUCUGUUGACUCUUAUAUUUGAUUUGUUACUUCUGAUCAUGAUAUCACUGGUUAUGAUCCACAAGUCUUUGUCAGGACCAGUUCGGCGGGUGCAAAGGUUAUCAAAGUUGCAGCUAGUUUCUGUCAUAACCAAUGGCUCUCUUGGGAUGUUGCAUUUGAGCAUAGGCAUUUGGGUUUUUGAAGAGCAGUUAAGGAAAACACAUAGUGUUCUCCCUCUAAAUUGGUGGUUGCUAGAGUUCUUUCAGGGAUUCACAUGGAUGUUAGUCGGCUUAACUCUAAGUCUUGAGCUAAAACAAUUUCCAAGAACAUGGUUGUGGGUGUUUUCUACUCUUUUAUUCUUUUUUUCUGGCAUUUUCUGUGCUUUAUCCAUAUCUUAUGCAUUUAGCAGCAGAGAAUUGAACCUCAAGGAAGCUUUAGAUGUUGUGUCAUUUCCAGGAGCAGCUUUACUCCUCUUGUGCACAUACAAAUCAUGCAAAUGUGACGGAGAAGUUGGUGAAAGACUUUAUGCCCCUUUAAAUAGGAACCAAUUCAAUGAAGUUGAUCCUGUUAGCUAUGAAAAUGUGACCCCAUUUGCCAAAGCUGGAUUCUUUAGUAGAAUAUCAUUUUGGUGGUUGAAUCUGUUAAUGAAAAGGGGUCAGGAGAGAACACUUGAGGAUGAGGAUAUGCCAAAGUUACGGGAGUCCGAACGAGCGGAAAGUUGCUAUUUCUUGUUUGUAGAUCAAUUGGACAGACAGAAGCUAUCUGUUUUAUGGACAAUAAUUUUAUGCCACCAGAGAGAUAUUUUGAUAUCAGGUUUCUGUGCUCUGCUCAAGGUACUCUCUUUGUCUUCUUGUCCUAUAAUUUUGAAUGCCUUUGUAUUAGUUUCUGAGGAUAAUGGAAGUUUCAAAUAUGAAGGUUAUGUAUUGGCCAUAGCACUUUUCUUUAUAAAGAUCAUAGAAUCCCUAUCACAAAGGCAAUGGUACUUUCGUACUAGACUUGUUGGUAUGAAGGUUAAAUCACUACUUACUGCAGCAAUUUAUAAAAAACAACUGAGGUUAUCCAAUGCUGCUAGAUUGGUUCACUCUGGUGGUGAGAUAAUGAGUUAUGUGACUGUAGAUGCAUACAGAAUUGGAGAAUUUCCAUUUUGGUUUCACCAGACUUGGACAACGAUCCUCCAACUGUGUAUAGCAGUGGUAAUUCUAAUUCGCGCUGUUGGAUUGGCAACAAUUGCCUCAUUAGUGGUGAUACUUGUCGCUGUUCUUUUCAAUGCUCCAAUAGCGACGUUACAGCAUAAGUAUCUGAGCAAACUGUUAGUGGCACAAGAUGAGAGAUUAAAGGCUAGUUCGGAGGCUCUAGUAAAUGUCAAAGUGUUGAAGUUUUAUGCAUGGGAAAUCCAUUUUAAAAAUGCUAUCGAAAGCUUAAGAAAGGUGGAACUCAAAUGGUUAUCUUCAGUCCUGUUACAAAAAGCAUACAAUGUCAUUAUCUUUUGGUCUUCCCCCAUGUUUGUCUCUGCUGCUACCUUUGGGGCAUGUUAUUUGUUGAAAGUUCCUUUACAUGCAAAUAAUCUUUUCACUUUUGUGGCAACUUUACGUCUUGUGCAAAAUCCAAUUUCAAUCAUCCCGGACCUUAUUGGAGUUGUUAUUCAAGCAAAUAUUGCAUUUACCCGGAUCGUAAAAUUCCUUGAAGCACCUGAGCUGCCGGGGGAAAAUGUCAGAAAUUUGUGCUUUGAUGAGAAGCUCAAGGGCACAAUUUUAAUUAACUCUGCGGACUUUUCAUGGGAAGGUAAUAAUGCAUCAAAGCCAGCAUUAAGAAACAUAAAUCUAAAGGUUAUUCCUGGGCAAAAGAUAGCUAUUUGUGGAGAAGUUGGCUCAGGAAAAUCAACUCUCUUAGCAGCAAUUCUUGGAGAAGUCCCUGUUACUAAAGGAAAUAUUGAAGUUUAUGGGAAGUUUGCUUAUGUUUCUCAAACAUCAUGGAUACAAAGAGGAACAAUACAGGAAAAUAUUUUGUUUGGAUCAGAUUUAGAUGCUCAGAGGUAUCAAGAAACACUUGAUAGGUGUUCACUUGUGAAGGACCUUGAGUUGUUUCCCCAUGGUGACCUUACUGAAAUAGGUGAGAGAGGAGUUAACCUAAGUGGAGGUCAGAAGCAGCGUAUUCAACUGGCCCGUGCUCUUUAUCAGAAUGCUGAUGUAUAUCUCCUGGAUGAUCCAUUCAGUGCUGUUGAUGCACACACUGCCACAAACUUGUUCAGUGAAUACAUAUUGGAGGGACUUAAGGGAAAGACAGUCCUACUUGUGACUCAUCAAGUUGACUUCCUCCCAGCAUUUGAUUAUGUUUUGUUGAUGUCAUAUGGAAAAUCCCUACAAGCUGCCCCUUAUCACCAUCUAUUGAGCUCAAACCAAGAAUUUCAGGACCUAGUCAAUGCUCACAAAGAGACUGCUGGUUCUGACCAGCCUGUAGAUGUUACUUCUUCCCAUGAACAUUCAAAUUCGGAUAGAGAGGUUACACAAUCCUUCAAACAGAAGCAGUUUAAAGCAAUGAAUGGUGAUCAGCUAAUUAAGAAAGAAGAGAGAGAAAGAGGAGACACAGGGUUCAAGCCUUAUUUACAGUAUCUGAAUCAGAGCAGAGGAUACAUGUACUUCUCUGCGAGUGCUCUUUCUUUCCUUAUGUUUUUGACUUGCCAGAUAAUUCAAAACUCAUGGAUGGCUGCUAAUGUUGACAAUCCCCAUGUCAGCACGUUGCAAUUGAUUCUAGUUUACUUGAUGAUUGGAAUUGGUUCCACAAUUUUCUUGAUGACUAGAAUUUUUCUUGCUGUUGCUUUGGGUUUUCAAUCAUCAAAAUCAUUAUUUUCACAGUUAAUGAACUCCCUUUUACGUGCACCAAUGUCUUUUUAUGACUCCACACCUUUGGGAAGGAUACUUAGUCGGGUCUCAGUAGAUUUGAGCAUUUUGGAUCUUGAUAUCCCACUUAGCCUCACUAAUGCUGUGGGAGGUUUUAUAGGCUAUUAUGCUGAUCUUAUAGUUUUAACAGCAAUCACUUGGCAAGUCUUGUUUAUCUCUAUACCAAUGGUAUAUAUUGUUAUACGCUUACAGAGACACUACUAUGCAUGUGCAAAAGAAUUUAUGCGGAUGGAUGGCACAACAAAAUCCUCUGUAGCUAAUCAUGUAGCUGAAACUGUUGCUGGAUCUAUGACAAUAAGGGCAUUUGAGGCAGAAGAUCGUUUUUUCAAGAAGAAUCUUGAUCUAAUCGAUGCCAAUGCAAGUCCUUUCUUCCAUAGUUUUUCCUCAAGUGAGUGGUUGAUCCAAAGAUUAGAAACAGUCUAUGCAAUUGUUCUUGCCUCCGCGGCACUUUGCAUGGUCAUGCUUCCACCUGGGACUUUAACCUCUGGAUUUAUUGGCAUGGCUCUAUCUUAUGGCCUUUCACUAAAUUCUUCCUUAGUAUAUUCAACUCGAUGCCAAUGCAUUUUAGCAAAUCACAUAGUAUCUGUUGAGAGACUAAAUCAAUAUAUGCAUAUACCAACUGAGGCCCAAGAAGUCAUAGAAGGAAAUCGUCCUCCAGUUAAUUGGCCAGUUGCAGGCAAAGUAGAAAUACAGGAUUUGCAGAUACGAUACAGGCCUGGCGGGCCACUUGUAUUACAUGGUAUCACAUGCAACUUUGAAGGAGGGUGCAAGAUUGGUAUUGUUGGUAGAACAGGCAGUGGAAAGUCUACUCUUAUAAGUGCUUUAUUUCGUCUUGUGGAGCCAGCUGGAGGAAAAAUUAUAGUUGAUGGCAUAGACAUCUCUUGUAUUGGCCUUCAUGAUUUGAGAUCAAGCUUUGGAAUUAUACCUCAGGACCCUACCCUUUUCAUUGGAACAGUUAGAUAUAAUUUAGACCCUUUAUCUCAACACUCUGAUCAAGAAAUAUGGGAGGUUCUUCGCAAGUGUCAGUUGCAAGAUGCUGUCAAGGAUAAAGGUGGCUUAGAGUCUUCAGUUGUUGAAGAUGGAUCAAACUGGAGCACCGGACAAAGGCAGUUAUUCUGCUUAGGACGCGCUCUUUUGAGGAAGAGUAGGAUAUUGGUGCUGGAUGAAGCAACUGCAUCAAUUGAUAAUGCAACUGAUUUGAUUCUGCAAAAGACAAUCAAGACUGAAUUUGCAGAUUGUACAGUCAUCACUGUAGCCCACAGGAUACCAACCGUGAUGAAUUGCACUAUGGUUCUUGCCAUCAAUGAGGGAAAGCUAGCGGAGUAUGAUAAACCAAUGAAGUUGAUGAAGAGAAAAAGUUCGUUGUUUGCGCAACUUGUUAAGGAAUACUGGUCCCAUUUGCAGUCUGCAGAAUCACAUUGAUGAAGAAAUUAGCAGUGCCACAAACAAUGGACUGUGCCAAAACAAAGAGUAAUAAAUCAUGCUUCUCUGUACUAGAAGAUCUCAAACAUGCACUUCACAUGCGUUUGCAGAUUAAGGCCGUGAAGAGUCACUCAAAGUCUCAAAGUACCUUGGUCUUCCAACAUUUUCAGUUGUAGUUAAUUAGUUAGUUGGUUAGUUACAAUACUUUGUGAUGGUUGCCUCUCAAACUUGCUCUGUUGUCUUUGUAAUUCUAUAAUUAUAUUUUCAAUUAGACAGGAAAUUUUUAAUCCCUAUUAGCCAAGUAUAUUUGGAGGAUCCUAGAGAGAGUGGAUUCACUUUAUCGAAAUGCUAUGAGGCAAGGUAUUUUCCAAAAACUGA
Lotus japonicus is the source of this 5010-nucleotide messenger RNA. RefSeq names its product ABC transporter C family member 10-like. Gene Ontology annotation, biological process: transmembrane transport. Lineage: Eukaryota; Viridiplantae; Streptophyta; Magnoliopsida; Fabales; Fabaceae. The transcript is spliced from 12 exons. Gene Ontology annotation, cellular component: plant-type vacuole; vacuolar membrane. Gene Ontology annotation, molecular function: ABC-type transporter activity; ATP binding; ATP hydrolysis activity. The record is from RefSeq and is a predicted model, not a curated record. Bases 226 to 4632 code for a protein of 1468 amino acids.